Molecule: messenger RNA, 2436 nt
Organism: Rhodamnia argentea
Lineage: Eukaryota; Viridiplantae; Streptophyta; Magnoliopsida; Myrtales; Myrtaceae
Product: cysteine-rich receptor-like protein kinase 42
Exons: 6
Coding region: 49-2052 (667 amino acids)
Biological process (GO): protein phosphorylation
Molecular function (GO): ATP binding; protein kinase activity
Source: RefSeq, a predicted model, not a curated record
UCUUGAGUUCUGAAGAGCAAAGAGCUUCAAUGCCCGUAAAAAGCACGCAUGGAUUCUGAUUGCAUGCGCUCUCCACCGCCGGUUCGCGCCAUCGUCAUGCCCUCUUCUUCGUCCGCCUCCGCCGUCGCCGUCUUCUUCUUCUUCUUCUUCACUCUCUCUCUCUCCGACCCUCGCAUCUUCGAGGCCGGCCUCUCCUGCGGCAACUCCUCCGCCUCCCGCCCUGUCCCCAACUUCGUCCCUUCCUUCGUCAAGGAAAUGGAGUCGGUCGCCCAGCUCAUGACCACCCGCCACUUCGCCACCCGCGUCACCAACUCCUCCUCCGGCGUCGCCAUCUACGGCCUCUCCCAGUGCUACCGCGACCUCUCCCAGACCGACUGCCUCCUCUGCUUCGCCGCCAGCCGCACCAAGCUCCCCCGCUGCCUCCCCUCCCCCGCCGCCCGCAUCUACUUCGACGGCUGCUUCCUCCGCUACGACCGCUACGACUUCUUCGCCGAGGCCGUCGACCCCGGCUACGACUCCGCGAACUGCAGCUCCGACCGUGGCCUCAUCGACGGGCCCGCGAGGGAGGGCUUCGCGGCCACCGUCGGGUUGGCCGUCGGCAACGCAACUCGGGCUGCGGGCGGAGGCGGCAGAGGGUUCGGAGUGGCGGAGGCGGGAGGGGUGUACGCGAUGGCGCAGUGCUGGGAUAGCAUCAGCAGCGAGGGCUGCGGAGUUUGCUUGGAGAAGGCGAAAACGGCGGUCCAGAGGUGCGCACCCAGCAGAGACGGGAGGGGAUUGAACGCGGGGUGUUAUUUGAGGUAUUCGACGGUGAAGUUCUACAGUGAACAAGGAGCGAGCGAAGCUGAUCAAGGGUCGUCUUCAACCGGGAUCGUGGUGGUAGUUGUCUUAGCGGCAGCAGCUUGCAUAAUGCUCUCUGUCUUCGCCGCUUACGCAGGCUAUGCUAGGGUGUUGAAACUAAAAGGAGAUAACGUCUAUCUCCGUCAUGUUUUGAUCGGCGCCGACAAAUCGAGUCUGAAUUUCAAGUACGAGAUGCUCGAGAAGGCGACGAAUUACUUCCACCCAUCGAAGAAACUUGGGCAAGGAGGUGCUGGUUCUGUGUACAAGGGGACUCUCCCCAGCGGCAAAGUGGUGGCCGUCAAGAGACUGAUUUUCAAUACCAGGCAAUGGGUCGACGAGUUCUUCAACGAGGUGAAUCUGAUCAGCGGCAUCGAGCACAAGAACCUCGUGAAGCUCCUGGGCUGUAGCAUCGAAGGUCCCGAGAGCCUCCUCGUCUACGAGUACAUUCCAAACAAGAGCCUCGAUGACUACACAUCCGACAAGAACAAAAUACAGAUUCUAAACUGGAAGCAGAGGAUGAAUAUCAUCGCCGGCACUGCCGAAGGGAUUGCUUAUCUACAUGGAGGGUGUAAAGGAAGGAUCAUCCACAGGGAUAUCAAAGGCAGCAACAUACUUUUGGAUGAGAACCUCACUCCAAAGAUUGCCGACUUUGGCCUCGCUCGGUGUUUCGGACCCGACAAGACUCAUCUUAGCACUGGAAUAGCAGGGACACUCGGAUACAUGGCUCCCGAAUAUCUUGUCAGGGGACAACUCACGGAGAAAGCCGAUGUUUAUAGCUUCGGAGUGCUAGUCCUCGAAAUCAUUUGUGGCAGGAGAAGCAGUUCAUUCAGGGAGGAGCCCAUGUCUCUAUUACAGAUGGUGUGGAAUCUUUACAAGUCGGACAACUUGGUUGAAGCUGUCGACCCCUGCUUGAAAGGCGAUUUUCCUGCACAAGAGGCCUCCAAUGCCCUUCAGAUAGGACUUCUUUGCACACAAGCUUCAGCUGCUGCUAGACCCUUUAUGGCCGAGGUGGUGCAGAUGCUGGCUUGCGAGAAUCUUGCGGUCCCCGAGCCGACUCAACCCCCAUUUUUAAAUGCCAAUGCGUCAGGACCAGCCGGCUCCAAUAGGUCCUCCAGCAUGAGCAGUUUCAUGUCGAACGCAGUGAGAAAAAUCAACGCUUCGUACACAUCGUCGGAAUGCUCGAGCAUGCCGAGCCCCGACAAGCGGUCGAGAUAAGCCAUGAGUUACUGGAGAAGUGAGCUCUUUGUUAAUUACACAACAUCUCCCAGAGCCAACACAAGCAUCUGUGGAAGCUGGCGAAUUUCGCUGGCAGUGCUGUCCUUGGCUGCUUUACAUGGUAAACGAGCAAAAGCAUCUGGACUAAAAGGCCGUGAGCUCGAGCGAAAUUCGACUCGAGUCAAUGGAACUCUGCGAGAACGGUCGACUCCAUCCUUGUCGGUGUAAUUACUUACACAACCGAACGAACUGAAAUUUUCCACGACCAGCAUAUGUUUCUUAAGAUUUCACCUGUUGAACAAUGUAGAUGAAACCACUGAACAGGUGGGGGUGACAACGUGACAUCUUCCUCAGCCACCAUGUCCAAACUCCUGUGUCAACUUU